UGAAGCGAAAUCACGUGACUCAGGCGUCAAGAAAUCAGCUGGGGACUCGGAGUUUCACUCAGGAAAUCCAGGGUUGGUGAAUUAUUCUGUGAAGAUCUCCAUCAUGUCCAGAUCAAGCGAAGUUGACACAAAUGUGCUGGCGCAGACUAUAAGUUCAAAUAUCCAGAGAAUAACAUUGCUAACUAAUGAAAUCCAGCAGAUGAUGAGACAUUUUGGAACAGCACAAGACACGACUGACCUGCGUCAGACAUUACAGGAGAAACAGCAGAAGGUCAAUCAGCUUGCUAAAGUGACAGACAAAUGUAUGAAAGAUUACAGUGCUUUACCUGUGACCACAGAACAGAGGCAAAGAAAAAUCCAGCGAGAACGUCUCAUCACUGAAUUCUCCAAUGCGCUGGCCCUUUUCCAGAAAGCUCAGCGAGAGGUAGCAAAGAAAGAGAAGGAGUUUGUGGCGCGUGUCCGAGCGAGCUCGAGAAUUUCAGGUGGUGAUAUAGAUGAUGGGUUUGGAGGAUUUCCAUCACCCUUUCAAAGUGAGAUUCAUGCUCAAGAUCAGAGAUAUGAGGAGACCAUCACAGAAGAAGAUCUGCAGCUCAUUCAGGAGAGAGAAUCAGCAAUCAGACAGCUGGAGUCGGACAUCACAGACAUUAAUGAAAUCUUCAGAGAUCUGGGCAUGAUGGUGCAUGAACAGGGAGACAUGAUUGACAGUAUAGAGGCCAAUGUAUCAAACGCAGACAUCAAUGUGCAGACAGCCACACAACAGCUGGGCAGAGCAGCAAGUCACCAGACGUCAUUCCGCAAGAAGAUUUUCAUCCUGAUCGCUGUUCUGAUUGUGUUGGCUGUCAUUAUUGGUUUGAUUAUCUGGGCUUCUGUCAAAAACUGAAUUGACCAUCAGAUGUCCCACAGCGUUUGCACUGGCAUGUUUGUAAUGAGUUAUGGAGGUUUGUCACUAACUGAAGCUGUCCUGAGUUGCUUUCUAAAUACAGUUAAGAUAUUGUCACUAACAGAAUAUUUAAUGCAAGUUGAGCUCUACGGACAGUAUCUUUGGUGUGCAGUUCAUUACCACAGAAACUUAUUUUAAAGGGAU
Molecule: messenger RNA, 1084 nt
Organism: Sinocyclocheilus anshuiensis
Lineage: Eukaryota; Metazoa; Chordata; Actinopteri; Cypriniformes; Cyprinidae
Gene: stx7l
Product: syntaxin 7-like
Exons: 10
Coding region: 104-880 (258 amino acids)
Biological process (GO): vesicle-mediated transport; vesicle fusion; intracellular protein transport
Cellular component (GO): endomembrane system; membrane; SNARE complex
Molecular function (GO): SNARE binding; SNAP receptor activity
Source: RefSeq, a predicted model, not a curated record